AUGUCAAGCCCCAACAUCCUCAUCUCAGGUUCCGGAAUCGCAGGCAGUGUCUUCGCAUUCUGGCUUCUCCGUGCCUACCCAGACGCCACCAUCACCAUAGUAGAACGCGACCCCUCACUCCGCCUGACAGGUGCCAGCGUCGAUAUACGCAGCACAGCCGUAGAUAUCAUUAAAUGGAUGGGCGCCGAACAGGAGAUCCGCACCCAGAGCACAAAGGAAGAGGGCGUGCAACUCGUAGACGCGCAGGGCAGGGCCGCGGCAACGCUGCGAGCGAGCGGUCGGUCAGACGUCCAGAGCAUCACAUCGGAAUUCGAGAUCUACCGCGGCGCGCUCGCGAAGAUUUUCAUGGACCCGAUCGAAACACGAGUAAAACUCAUCUUUGAUGAAUCGGUUGAUAGUUUCGAGCAGCGUGAUGACGGCGUCGUGGUCACGUUUGCAAGGAGUAAGGAGGUGAAAACGUACGAUUUCCUCGUGGCGGCUGAUGGUUUUGGCUCGAGGAUCCGCGGUAUGAUGCUGGAUAGCAAACCGCAGGAGCAAGUCUACGACGAGGGCGUUCAUAUAGCGUACUUCACCAUCAAGAGCGACAUGCUCCAGGGCAGCCGUCUGGCGAAAUGGUAUAACGCGACGGGUGGACGCGUGGUUUUCCUGCGUCCUGAUAACGAUCCUGAUGGGCGCACGAGAGGCAAUCUCAUGAACGUGACGACGAGUGCAGAUGUCGAGACGAAGGAGAGACUCAACAGAGCUUUUCGCGAGGGCAACGAUAGCUACAUGACGCUUAUGGAAGAGAUGUUCGGCGACGCGGGCUGGGUGGCUCCCGAGGUGUUGCGUGACAUGCGCGAGAGCGAUGACUUCUACUGCUCGCUGUUCGGGCAGAUCAGAGCACCCAAGUUACAAAGUGGCCGCGUGGUCCUGCUGGGCGAUGCCGGCUAUGCGACGCCUGGUUUCGGCACCAGUUUGGCCAUCAUUGGCGGCUACGUGCUUGCUGGGGAGCUGUUGAAUCAUCCUGGCGAUGUCACAUCGGCUUUGCAGCGGUAUGAAGGGCUCAUGGCGCCGUUCGUAAAGGAGUCGCAGGGUGGGGAUAAGGCGAUGCAGUAUUUCAACCCGCAGACGCAGACGGGUAUUAGGAUCAGAAAUGCGCUUUUGGGUUUCGUGACGGGGAUGAGGCUGGAUAGAUUGGCGAUGGCUGGAGCUUCAAUGCUAGGGUUUGGCGAGACGAAACUAUCGAUGCCUGAUUAUCAAUGGCCGGCAGAGCGAAAGUGA
Messenger RNA from Lachnellula hyalina, 1260 nucleotides. RefSeq lists its product as uncharacterized. The coding region runs from base 1 to 1260 and encodes 419 amino acids. NCBI's taxonomy places the organism in Eukaryota, Fungi, Ascomycota, Leotiomycetes, Helotiales, Lachnaceae. The record is from RefSeq and is a predicted model, not a curated record. Gene Ontology annotation, molecular function: FAD binding. The transcript has a single exon.